Messenger RNA from Ustilago hordei, 2106 nucleotides. RefSeq lists its product as uncharacterized. Gene Ontology annotation, biological process: glycosaminoglycan metabolic process; carbohydrate metabolic process. Lineage: Eukaryota; Fungi; Basidiomycota; Ustilaginomycetes; Ustilaginales; Ustilaginaceae. Gene Ontology annotation, cellular component: membrane. The transcript has a single exon. Gene Ontology annotation, molecular function: beta-N-acetylhexosaminidase activity. The record is from RefSeq and is a predicted model, not a curated record. The coding region runs from base 1 to 2106 and encodes 701 amino acids.
AUGUGGUUCAUCCGCACGGCCCUCAUCCUAACCACAGCUGCCUCUUCCGCAGUCGCUCUCUGGCCUCAACCCAAAUCCCUAACCACCUCCAAAUCCAUCACUCGUAUCUCCACCGAUCUUUCCUUCAACCUCGUCCAAUCCACCGAUCGCAGUCGAGUCCCCUCCGAUCUCACCGAAGCUAUUGAUGCAGCGGCUAAACUGGCUAAUAGUGUCGAUCUUUGGCCUCUUACCCCUGACCGUGGGGAGGGGCUGCGAGGGGGGUUGGAGAAAGCGCCACUGAUCGCUAGUGUCGAGAUUAAGGUGCUGGAGUUGAUGCCCGAGACUAUGCCUAAUCCUUGUGUUGGGGUUAAGGGUAAAGUUGAAGACACUCAGAGUGGAAAAGGAGCUGGUGAGGCGAAGAAGGUGUCGAGGAGGGGACUGCAGACCCCCUUCCAGGGAAGGAAGUCUGCUGUUGCUAGUGAGGAUGAAGAUGCGGGAGCUGAUAAGCAUGUCAUCGAAGAUUCCUCCGUCCAAACCGGCGUUUGGGAUAACAAAUGCAGUAUUUCAGCACACGCCAUUCGUGAGCUCUCCUACAACUGCUCCACCAAGCCUCUUAAUCUCGAAACUGAUAAGUCGGCUCCUGGGGAUCUUGGAUACCUCGACGCUGAAUCGUAUCGGUUGUUUGUUCCGGAUAACGGCGCUUCGAUUCAGCUUACUUCCUAUACCUCGCUUGGCGCUUUGCGUGGGUUGCAGACUCUUUUGCAGCUUAUCUACGCUCUUCCACCGACAGCUGAAGGGAAAGUUGAGCGAGGAACAAGGUUCAUCCAAAACGUCCCACUCACCAUCUCUGAUCAACCAGCCUAUCCCUACAGAGGGCUGUUGUUGGAUACGGCUCGAAACUUCUUCCCCAUCGAAACAAUCAAGAAACUUAUCGACACGAUGGGUUUCGUAAAGAUGAAUCAACUUCAUUGGCACGCGACUGAUACUCAGUCCUUCCCCCUCUCCUUCAACGACAAGGACCUUGCUAUUCUAGCCGAGAAGGGUAGUUAUGGAUUCUACAAAACCCCUUCAGGCGAAAUCAAGAGGAUGGUAUACACCGAGGAAGACAUCAAGGGAAUCAUCGCCUACGCAGCUGCACGGGGUGUGAAUGUGAUUAUUGAGACGGAUAUGCCAGGACACAUGCUAGCUGGAGUUGAAGCGGUGGAUAAUGGUUCACUUAUGGCUUGUCCCAAUAAUCCGGAUUGGGCUAGUGUUGCUGCUGAGCCUCCUUCUGGUCAGCUUCGACUUGUCUCUAACUGGACCUUUUCAGACACCACCAAUGUCGAAACCUUCUCUGUCCCCGCCCCUAUCUCUAAGUUCGUUUCUUCACUCCUACGAAAAAUUUCGUCCCUUUCCAAGUCGGUCUACGUCAGCUCUGGUGGAGAUGAACCAAAUUUCCACUGUUGGAAUCUCUCCUCCGAAGCCAAUAUGGAGCCUUACCUUAACAAGUUUAUGACGCUGGUAACAAAGGAGACUGGUGGAGUUGGGAAGAAGGGUAUGGUUUGGGAAGAGAUGGCGGUUAAGUUCCCCACCGUUGCCAAGACCUUAGGCAAGGAUAGUUUGGUGGAGAUUUGGAACGACGCUAACAACUCCGCUAUUGCACUCAAGAACAACCCCGACAUCAACAUUGUCCUUGCACCCGUCAGCUACUUCUACCUGGACUGCGGUGGAGCAUCUUUCCUCGGCAAUUUCACCUCCAACCUCUGGUGUCCUUACGUUUCGUGGCAGCAAACAUACUCUUUCGACCCUGCAGUAGUUAUCGCCAACUCCACCGCCACCCUCGCUCCCACCGAUGAAAAAGCCAAGCGGGCUAUCCAGCAGAGGUUUGUAGGUGGAGAGCACGCGAUCUGGUCCGAAACCAUCGAUGCAACCAACCUCGAACAAAAAGUUUGGCCUAGGGCUGCAGCAGGCGCUGAAAUCUGGUGGACAGGAGAAGAGGUGGAGAAGGGUAAAAAGAGAGAUAAGGUCGAAGCUUUGGGUAGGAUGAUAGAUUUGAGAUGGAGAAUGGUGGAGUUGGGAGUUAGGGCUGAGCCCUUGCAGCCUCAGUGGUGUGCGGAGCGGAUUGGCGAGUGUAAUUGGCACGGUUGA